AUGAAGCGCGGCCUGAGGAAGAUGCUGCGCCUCGGGGAGAAGAAGGAGCCCCAGGGCGUUGUCUACCAGGGCGUGGAGGACGACAUGGACGACUCCAGGGACUCCUUUAAGGUGGUUUGUGAAAGAAGUACAUGUAGAUUACAAAACUUUGUGAAGAAACCAAAGAAAUUAAGGAAAUAUGAUGAUAUGAAUGCCUCCCCUUUGCAUCAUGCUGCAGAAGAGGGUCGGGUAGAAUUGAUGGAGAUGAUCAUCAAUGACUCCUCCUGUGAAGUGCUGAAUGGGAUGGAUGAUUAUGGAAAUACUCCUCUGCAUUGGGCUGCAGAAAAAAACCAGGUUGAAAGUGUUAAGUUUCUUCUUAGCAAAGGAGCCAACCCAAACAUCCGAAACUACAACAUGAUGGCACCCCUCCACAUAGCUGUGCAGGGAAUGCACAACGAGGUGAUGAAGGUCUUGACUGAGCACAGCAGUACUGAUAUUAAUUUGGAAGGAGAAAAUGGAAACACAGCCGCGCUCAUUGCGUGUUCCAAAGAUAAUAGCGAAGCCCUGCAGAUUCUGUUCAAUAAAGGAGCUAAGCCAUGUAAAUCAAAUAAAUGGGGGUGUUUCCCUAUUCACCAGGCUGCGUUUUUUGGUGCCAAAAAGUGCAUGGAAAUAAUAUUGAAGUUUGGUGAAAAACACGGAUAUAGCAGACAGUCUCAUAUUAACUUUGUGAAUAAAGCGAAAGCUAGCCCUCUCCACAUGGCAGUUCAGAGUGGUGACCUGGAAAUGAUUAAAAUGUGCCUGGACAAUGGUGCACAGUUGGAGCUGAUGGAGAAUGGAAAGUGCACACCCCUACAUUUUGCUGCCACCCAGGGAGCCACUGAGAUUGUUAAAUUGAUGAUAUCUUCCUAUUCUGGUAGCAGCGAUAUUGUUAACGCAGUGAAUGGAAAUCAGGAGACACUGCUUCACAGAGCCUCGUUAUUUGAUCACCAUGAACUAGCAGACUACUUAAUUUCAGUGGGAGCGGAUAUUAAUAGCACCGAUUCUGAAGGACGUUCUCCACUUAUAUUAGCAACUGCUUCUGCAUCUUGGAAUACUGUAAAUUUGCUACUCUCUAAAGGUGCCCACGUAGACAUAAAAGAUCAUCUUGGACGUAAUUUUUUGCAUUUGACUGUACAGCAACCUUAUGGAUUAAAAAAUUUGCGACCUGAGUUUAUGCAGAUGCAACAUAUUAAAGAGGUGGUAAUGGAUGAAGACAACGAUGGGUGUACUCCUCUACAUUAUGCAUGUAGACAGGGGGUCCCUGUCUCUGUAAAUAACCUCCUUGGCUUUAAUGUGUCCAUUUAUUCCAAAAGCAAAGAUAAGAAAUCACCCCUACAUUUUGCAGCCAGUUACGGGCGUAUCAACACCUGUCAGAGGCUCCUGCAAGACAUGAGUGAUACGAGGCUUUUGAAUGAAGGUGACCUUCAUGGAAUGACUCCACUCCACCUGGCUGCAAAAAAUGGGCAUGAUAAAGUAGUUCAACUUCUUCUGAAAAGAGGCGCAUUAUUUCUCAGUGACCACAAUGGCUGGACUGCUUUGCAUCAUGCUUCCUUGGGCGGGUACACUCAGACCAUGAAGGUCAUUCUUGACACUAAUUUCAAGUGCACAGAUCAGCUAGAUGAAGAAGGGGUAUGUACUGUGAAUGUGGAUAUCCCUACCCAACAUGACCACCUCAUACUAGUUCAUGAUUUCAGGAGAAAAAGAAGAUGGGAAGACUGUUUGAAAGUUUUUAGUCAUUAUUCUCCAAGCAAUAGAUGUCCAGUCACAGAAAUGGUAGAAUACCUCCCUGAAUGCAUGAAAGUACUUUUAGAUUGCUGCAUAAUACCCUCCACUGAAGACAAGUCCUGCCGAGACUACCAUAUUGAGUAUAAUUUCCGAUAUCUUCAGUGUCCAUUAGAAUUCACCAAAAAAGUAGCACUUGUACAGGAUGCUAAAUAUGAGCCUCUUUCAACUCUCAACGCAAUGGUGCAACAUAACCGCAUAGAGCUUCUCAACCAUCCUGUGUGUAAAGAAUAUUUACUUAUGAAAUGGAUGGCCUAUGGGUUUAGAGCCCAUCUUAUGAACCUAGGAUCUUACUGUCUUGGUCUCUUGCCUAUGACCUUUCUUAUUGUCAAUAUAAAGCCAGGUGUGGCUUUCAAUUCAACUGGAAUCAUCAACGAAACUAGUGAUCAUUCAGAAAUAUUAGACACUAAGAAUUCAUAUUCUAUAAGAGUUUGCAUGAUUUUAGUAUUUUUAUCAAGUAUAUUUGGAUAUUGCAAAGAAGUGGCCCAAAUUUUCCAACAGAAAAGGAAUUACUUCUUGGAUCUUUGCAAUGUACUUGAAUGGAUUAUCUACACAACAAGCAUCAUUUUUGUGUCACCCUUGUUCAUUGGUAUACCAGCUCAUGUGCAGUGGCAUUGUGGAGCAAUUGCUAUAUACUUCUCUUGGAUAAACUUCUUAAUGUACCUUCAGAGAUUUGAAAAUUGUGGGAUUUUCAUCGUUAUGUUGGAGGUAAUUAUGAAGACUUUGUUGAGGUCUACAUUCGUAUUUAUCUUCCUUCUUCUGGCUUUCGGGCUGACUUUUUAUGUGCUCCUGGGCAUACAGGAUGCUUUCAGCUCUCCAUUGCUUUCUAUAAUCCAGACCUUCAGCAUGAUGCUAGGAGAUAUCAAUUAUCGCGAUGCCUUCCUAGAACCGUUUUUGAGAAAUGAAUUGACAUAUCCAGUUCUGUCUUUUGCACAACUUAUUAUCUUCACAAUGUUUGUCCCAAUUGCCCUCAUGAAUUUACUUAUUGGUUUGGCAGUUGGGGACAUUGCCGAGGUCCAGAAGCAUGCAUUGUUGAAGAGGAUUGCUAUGCAGGUGGAACUUCAUACCAGCUUAGAGAAGAAGCUGCCACUCUGGUUCCUACACAAAGUGGAUCAGAAAUCCAUUGUCGUGUAUCCCAACAGACCCCGAUAUGGUGGAGCGUUAUUACGUUUGUAUUGUUAUAUCUUUUGCACCCAAGAAGCAAGACAAGAAAUACCAAAUGCUGAUACAUCUUUAGAAACAGAAAUAUUGAAGCAGAAAUACCGGUUGAAGGAUCUCACUUCUCUUCUGGAAAAACAGCAUGAACUCAUUAAACUCAUCAUUCAGAAGAUGGAAAUCAUCUCUGAGACAGAGGAUGAAGAUAACCAUAGUUCUUUUCAAGACAGGUUUAAAAAAGAGCAGUUAGAACAAAGGAGCAGCAAAUGGAAUUCUGUGUUGAGAGCAGUAAAGGCAAAAACACACUGCCCUUAG
Ceratotherium simum simum (southern white rhinoceros) is the source of this 3270-nucleotide messenger RNA. Lineage: Eukaryota; Metazoa; Chordata; Mammalia; Perissodactyla; Rhinocerotidae. The record is from RefSeq and is a predicted model, not a curated record.